GAAGACGGCACAAGAAAAGAUCUCAUAGUCGAUCAAGAGACCGUGCUUUAAGAAGGUCAAGGUCAAGAAGUAGAGGUCGGAGGUCAAGAAGCAGGGAUAGAAAGAGAUCUAGGUCGUGGAGUCCAGAGAGAAACAGAGACAGAUACAGGUCAAGAAGUAGAGACAGACAUACCAGGAGAAGAUCCAGGUCAAAUUCCAGAAGCAGAGGUCGGAGGUCAAGGUCUGAUUCCAGAAGUAGAGGUCGGAGGUCAAGGUCAGAUUCACGAGGUAGAAGUCGCAGAUCAAGGUCAAGAAGCAGAGGAAGGAGAUCAAGAUCUCCCGACAAGAAGAAAAGCAGAUCACGGAGAGAGAGCCCAGCUCCCAAAGACAUCCAGGCAGAUAUUCGAGAACAGAUACCUGGAUUUGAUGACAUGACUCCAGGAGAACAGGCUAGUGCCAGGAUGAGAUUGGCACUGAAGGCCGCAGCUGCAGCUGAUGAGAAGAUCCGUGAACAGCUGCAGGAAUCGGGAGUGGAGGACACAAUCAGCUUCAACAAAGCUGUUGCCAACAUCGAGGCCGACAAAUUCAAACCAGCACCUUUCAAGUCAAACAAGGGAGAUAAGAUAAAGACGGAGGCUGCAGAUGAUGGCUACACGACACACGAAAAGGCAAUGUUUGGAUCUGGCAAGGUCAACAUCAAGUUGGAUCCAGUCAAACCGGUUUACGUUGAGCCCGAUUCAUAUGCUCACGCUAAUUUGCAUGGAGAUCCUGAGGAAAAGAUGCAGAGGUGGUUACAGAAGCUGAGUGCGAUGAGGAAGAAGAAGCUGGAAGGGGAAGCGCUGUGAUGGUGAACAAGAUGGCGUCUGGUACAGGCAACUCAAUGACCCAAGGGAUCACAUGGAAAAAUUUAGGGGCACAGAAAAUAUUUGUUACAUAGCCCUGUCUGUGCAUCAUCAUCAUCAUCAUCAUUAGUUCCAGGCAGGAUUUCAUUUUGGACAGAUACCUUGAAUAGAAAGGUUCAAAGUAUAAGGGAUUGUGUGGCCAAGAUGGAGGAUCAAUAUGUAUAAGAAGUGAUGACUCAGAUAGUAGAUGCAUGGCUGCAGCCAGGAUUUCCUUGGACUGGGCCAGUUGGCCCCUACCUUUAGAAAAUGUGGGCCACUAAACAAAAGUGACAACACUAUGAUAAACUAUCAAGUUGAGCUCCGUACAGCGAAACUGGCUCCAUACAAGGUUCUUGAGGGGCAUAUAGAAGUUGGUAUUCAAGUACAUGUAUAAGACAACAUAUUAUGGAUGUCAACUUCUUCUUUAUUGUAUACACGUUUCUGGGCUAUUCCUUGCCCCUUCAUUACCUUCAUCUUACACAUGCUCCUUACAGGGGCAUAUGCAAAUAGACAUACAAGCAAUAUGCAGAGCUUAGGAAGCCUCAUUUUGACUUCUGGAAGUUUCAAUAUUUUGAUUUUGAUCUCCAAGUGUUUGACAUCGCUUCCAAUGAAAAUUCUUCUUUUUUUCAAAUGAAGUAUGCACCCGAUAUGUAAAAAUGUGGUAUAAACUAUAAAUUUGAGCCAUUAUUGGUGCAUACAUAUAUUAAUAAAGCGCCAAGAUAAGUACAAUUUGCAGGAAUCCCGCGAUUACGCAGUCUGGCGUCAGCACUGUAGAUGUCUGAAAUAUGUUGUUUUGAAAAGCAAAAACACCGUCAUGUAAUUAUAACAUCUUUUACAAAUAAAUCUCACUGCUGUUUA
This is a messenger RNA of Haliotis rubra (blacklip abalone), 1718 nucleotides long. RefSeq names its product serine/Arginine-related protein 53-like. Bases 411 to 824 code for a protein of 137 amino acids. The record is from RefSeq and is a predicted model, not a curated record. NCBI's taxonomy places the organism in Eukaryota, Metazoa, Mollusca, Gastropoda, Lepetellida, Haliotidae. The transcript is spliced from 8 exons.